This is a messenger RNA of Aspergillus uvarum CBS 121591, 642 nucleotides long. RefSeq lists its product as uncharacterized. Bases 1 to 642 code for a protein of 213 amino acids. The record is from RefSeq and is a predicted model, not a curated record. The transcript has 2 exons. Lineage: Eukaryota; Fungi; Ascomycota; Eurotiomycetes; Eurotiales; Aspergillaceae.
AUGUCGGAUCCUUACCACAGAACAGAAGCCCUGGAACUCUACCACCACGCCGUGAUCCUCCUCUCCACGCACUCCCAAGGCCUACAGGGCCGGUCCCGCUCCCGGGCCACCCAAAUCCGGCAGAGCCAGGCCCUGCACAGCGUGGCGGCCCUCAUCCGCCGCCACCGACACCCCCACCCAACCCCGCCCCUCGCGCUCUCCGCGUAUACAAUCGCCCUCGCCUUCUCCGUGACGUACAGCCACCUCAAAGAAGCCCGAUCACCCAGCGCCCGGGCGCUGGCGCUCGAGCAUGUCGAUCUCUUUCAUCCAGCGGCGCGAGCAGGAGCUGGUUUCCCUAGCUGUGAUGGUGGCGGUGGGGAGGCUGUGGUCGCACGCAGUUCUGAAUAUCAAGCGCUGGCGCCUAGCGAGUUUCAUCACGAUGGUAAUCCUGACGAAGCUACACUGCUGCCCAGCCGCUUUACGGGUAAUCUUCAAGGUGAAGGUCUCGAAGGUCAGACAUCCAAGAUCGCCUCGCUUCUGGAGGGUUGUUCCGCCCUGUCGUCGUCGGAGUAUGGGGCGUACUUUGAUAGCUUUCUGGAGAAUUUCUCGGAUUCGGGAUUUCCGUUGCCGGGGUUCUUCUUGGGGGAGCCGGCUGUUUGCUGA